GAGAGUUCGGCCGCGGAGUUGGAGGAGCGCUUCAACCUCUCUCUCCCAAAGACUUCCGGGGCGGGGAGAAGGCCGGAAGCACACCGAGUGGCGCGUACUUAAUCUCCUUUCUUGGCGGAGCGCUUCACCUCUCGCCUGGUGAACUGAUAGAUGUUUGUGUGGGAUAGCUUAUCUCUGGUCGCACUCCACGGGGCUAGAAUUUGGCCUAGGGGAAAUCUGACCCCAAUGAGCAGAGGCAGUUCCUCCCGCCCCGCCCCUCCCUCCUGCAAUUAUGUAUGAUCGGGCUCCCCGCUUGCUCAGAUUGUCUGAAGGUGGCAGCACUGAGGAGCAUGUGGGUCCUGGGUCCUACCAGAUACCUUUCCUGAAGCGACAGGCAACAGGUGGCUAUGCACCAUUCCUUUCUUUGGCUGCCAGAGACAGUACUUUUAGUGUUGCUUCUAACACUGAGAAAGCUGUUCCGGGUCCAGGACACUAUAAUGUUUCAGAAGCACAGUAUAAUAUAAAAGGAGGCCAUAGUCUACAAAACCGGGAGGAGCGUUUUAAGAAGUUUGUUUCAGAUAGUCCAGGACCAGCAAGCUAUGAUCAGUUUUAUCAUGGAGCAUCAGAUAUCAUGAAUAGAAAAGCACUACAGGUUAAAGAGCAUCUUCAAUCAAAGUUUUCAAGGUCACCUACAGUUUCCAGAAGUGUUGAUGUUCCUUCGAUUCCUUCUUGUGGACGAUCAUAUGGAUAUGAUAUUAAUGAGGAUGGCAGUAUUAUAAAACAUUUUCCACCUGCUAGUGAUAGCACACUAGGUCCAGCAUACUAUAAACCUCAAUUUGAUUUUUCCAAUGCAACUUUGAAAUAUAAGGGGAUACGUUUUGGCAACUCUUUGGGAAGACUCCAGUUUCCUAUGAAGUCAGGGCCUGGUCCUGGGCAGUAUGAUAUAGUCCAGAAAAAGACACCUCAUUAUGAAAAUAUUAAUAUCAAGAAAGAUCAACAGCAAAAUCAUUGCUCAUAUCUCCCACGAUUUUAUGAAGUAAUAAUACAGCAGGAGGAAAAAAAGGGAGUACCGGGGCCUGGAAAAUAUGACAUUAAAAGUCAAUUUCAGAAGACUCAAAGUAUGAUACCAAGCGUAAAUGAUGCAUCACCUGCUUUUCUUUCUCAGUCCCAGAGAUUUGUACCUAUGAAAUCAAUCACCCCAGCUCCUGGCACAUAUAAUGAAUCUCGAACUGCUUUCAAUUCCUUGAAGAAAACACCAGGACUGAAAAAUACCCCAUUUGGUCAGAGUGCUCCUCGAUUCACACAGGACUCCAGGACAGAGGAAAUGCCAGGUCCUGGGUUUUAUAAUAUCCUAAACAAUACUAUGAUUGACAACAUUAGCAAUACUUACUUGAAGAAAAAAAAGAAAAGUGCAUUUGGUUCUUCUGUUCCUCGGACUCUCUUGCUGGUUCAGAAAGAAGCUUUUACUUCUCCUGGUCCUGCCGAUUAUCAGGUUGGUGGAGUUUCUGAUGAAUUACCUAACUUGACUAACCGAUAUGCUGCUAUUUUGUCAAGACCAGAAAAACCUACUAAACUGUCAGAUAUGGACAUUCCAGCACCUGGCAGCUAUGAUGUUCAAAAAUCAUAUGAGAUGUCCCAAGUUCAACAUAAAUACAUGCCACCUCGUAGUUUUGCGGCUAAGCUGAAACAUACCUCCUUUCUUAGCACAGCUCCUCGGUGCCUGGAGAAAAUGACUGAUGGGCCAGGACCUGCAGCAUACAAUCCUGUUUUAAGGAAAUCUUGCUCCAUACCCUUAUUUGUUAAGGCAUCAAAGCGUUUUAAAGAUUCCAAAGAGAUUACUCCUGGUCCAGCUACAUAUGAGCUCAGUCCAUUUUUAAGACAUUCUGUUCUGAAGAGGACCUUCAAUGUCACUCUACCAAAUCCUUCCCUGAUCAAGAGAGAAAACACUUUUACUACAGGACAAAAAGCCAAACAAAAACGCUCAGGAAGCAAAGUAAAAUCUUCUAAAUGUCCUGGGCUGCAUACAUCAUCAGAGGAGAAUUUUGAUCACCUGUUUCCAGGCCUUGGUAAAGCAAUUCAGGAUAAAUGUUCCAUAAGGUACCUUGAGACUGAGUUAUGCUUUCCAUUAAUGUUUAUGUGACAAGGACUUGUUAAUACAGAAAUAUUCUUAAACUCUCUGUAAUAAAUGAUUCUGGCCUUGCAGCGUCUGGUAGCAGACAACUGAGCAUUAAAUCCUGCCAGGGAGGUAAGAGAUAACAUGGUAAGAUGACUACAUCUACUGGACAAGAUCACCAGGCACAAGCAGUUAUUAUCGUAUCUGGUACAAGUCAGGGCAGCAUAGGAAACAGGAUGAUGGCAGGAAACAUAAUUGUUAGACUCUUUGUAGCUUGGACCUGCUAGAGGAUUCCUGUUGUUUCACUGAAAACCAAUUUAGUUAUCUACUGCUACAUCAUAAGUGAUCACAAACUUAGUAGCUUGAAAUAACACAUAAUUAUGCCCUGUUUCCAUGGUCAGAAAUCAGGGCAUAGCUUAGCUGGGCUUCUGCUUUAGGGUUUCUUGAGGCUGUAAUCAAGGCGUCCAAGGGUUGGGUUCUUGUCUGAAGCUUGACUAAGGAAGGAUUCACUUUCAAGCUCACAUUGUUGUUGGCAGGAUCUAGUUCCUUGCUGGCUGUUCGCUGGAGAUCUCCCCCUGUUCCUUGCCAUGUAGGCCUGUUCAUAUGGCAGUUUGUUUCAUCAAAGCCAGCAAGAGACAGAACUAAUAAUGAGAGUCUUCUACAAUCUUAUGUAACAUAAUGACAGAAGUGACAUCCAUCACCUUCGCCAGAUUCUGUUGGCUAGAAGUAAGUCACCGGUCCUGCUCACGCUCAGAGGUAAAUGACUACACAAAGGCAUGAAUACCAGGAGGCAGAAAUCACGGGGGGUGUCUUAGAGUCUGCACAUCACAAUCAGCAAGCCCAAGAAUUUCUCUCAUUUUUGAUCCCAUUACAUCUAAUAGCUUCAUACUCCUAUAAAAUUUUGAGAAAAUAUUUCUGUGAAGGAGAAUUUGUAAGGAAUUCUAAGUGAUUUAUUACAAAGUCAGUCUAGAAAUUAGAGAACAUACAUUUUGUAAUCCUUCUCCACCCCUUGCUAGCUAUAUAACAUAGGAUCAUUUCUAGCCUUCUAUGUCUCCAUUUCCUACACGUGAAAUAGAAAUAUUAUGGUUAUCCUGCCUAUCUCAUGAACAUAUUCUUAUAAUAAAAAGACAUAAGCAAAAAAAUGUUUUGAACAAAUAAGUUUCCUAUAAGCAUAAGAUGUACGUGCAGGUAGCUUAACUUUCCACAGAUUUCACAAGUCUGAGAUCCCAUAUAUAAGAAUGACUUGACGUAUUUUGAAUCAAUAGUUCACUACAAGUGAUUCCAAGUUCACUGAACCUCCUUUAAAUUACCCCUGCCCCCGAAGUGUUUUUGGGAGCUUCCAAAGAGUAUCUCUCAUAUUCUUAUAACUAUUCUCAAUCAGAAGCCAGAUGCCAUCCACAAUUUCUUACUUUUUCUCCUGCUCUAGGCUGUCUAUGUGGGAUCCUGGGAAUCUGGUGGGGCCAUUGUCUUCUCUGGGAACAUUGCCCUAGAGCAUUGGAGGUGGUAGAUCUAUGAGAUGAAGGUUUCAAUAGGGCCAAUAUAGUACAUAUUUCUCCUUCCCCUCAAGUUUAGAGCCAGUUAUAAAACAGACACAGGAGCUUGAUAAAUAUAGACUAAAGCAUCAGCUUUACUAUCGGUAGAGGUGGAUUAGAAAACACCUUGGGUUUGUGACUGUAUGUGGAUUUCCUAAUAGCCAUUGCCUGAGUUCUGAUCUUGGAAAACUCCUUUCAACAAUACACAAUGUGCAGGCUGUUGACACAGGUAAGCUGCAAGGGGAAACCAGACUCUGCUCAGACACUGAGCCCUGAUAGCAGGGACAGAGAGCAAGGCCCUGGGACAGGGGCUACUUUCUCACCAACUAAGGAAUAGGAGCCAGUAGGCACUAGAUCCUGCUUAUCGUAUCGGUCAAAUCAGUCAAUCCUUUUUCUGUGGAGAGGAGGGACUAAGGGGGAGGACAGAGAAGCUGGAGGAAGAAAUUCACAUAAACAUGAGAAAAAUGGAAUAGGCUACCUCCCCCCACCCCCAACAUUGUGGAUUGCUCUAAGGGAAAGUUGGAGACCAAUUGGUCUCUCACUGAGAAAGGUUGCUUUGAGAUAGAAGGUAUCAAGCCGUGCUAAUUUUGUCCUGGUGAAGAGUCUGAGAAAAAAAUGGGUCAGCCAGGGCACAGCUCUGCUACUCAGUGUAGUAGAAAUGAAACAUUACUGAAAUACCGUGGUGUUUACUUCCUGUGAGAUGGACUGAGCCAUGGGCUGGAAGUUGAUAAAACUAAACCAAAUGGCACAUAUACAUAUAGCAACAGCAGCAGCUCCUCACUAACAUAGUUCUAUUUCUGUCAAUUCUUUUUGCAAGGUCACGUACUUUGGUUAGUUGAAAGUCAGUGAUCACAGUUAGCUAAAAACCUGAAAAUAAUAAUACAUGGCAUGAUGCUGUUUAUGGAGAUUGUUUUUCUUCUUUUAUUAUCUAAGUUGUAAAUAGCUUACUGUGCCUCCCAAGAAGUUUUGGAAAAUCACAAGAGUGUUAAAGAACAAGUACCAAAGAGAAAUGGUUUGCAAACUAUCUUCAGAACAUCAGGUCUGAUUCAGACAAUGGAAAUGAAAUAGUAAGUGAAUCUGUUUCUUAAACAAUAUUAAGGAGAACAUCAAUUCCUUCAUUACUUCGUUAAAUAUACACUGAAUACAAAAAUGUUUUAGACCUGUUUAAGGAAGUAACACAUAAAACCAGUCCAGGGGACUCUUAUGUCCCCUCUGGUUUGCCUGUGAGUUACCAAGUUCUUAGGAAAGGCAAAUUUUUGUUUUUAUUUAUGGGACACUCCCCUUAGGCACAUAUCCACCAGGACAAUCUUCAUGACAGACUCUCUUUGCUCUUGCCCUCCAAAGAGUAUGGGUUGGUUAGUGUCCCUAAGCCCGAGUAUUUUCCAGGAAAUUUUUCAUCCUUCAUAGAAUUAGACUUCUCUAUUCUUUAAAUUCCUCAGUCAUGUCUCAGAGUACCCUCAGCUUAAGUUCAAGUCAGCACCUCUCUUACGCCCACUACUCUUCUCUACUUCCGGUCAAUAAUAUCUUGGAAGUAAGUUGAUGGAAACUGAAAUUAGGUGACAGGAAUAAAAUAUGCUCACUCAGCACUUUUUAUAUAUUUGCUGUUGAGGGAGAAGUCAAGUUCUGCCAUUUGGUGAGAUCAUUUAACCUGUUUAGGUAAACAAGUUGGGAUUACCAGAUACUAAGAAUUUGUUGUAAUUUGAUUUAUUUUCUUCUUGUGAUGCCCAGCCCCCUGUGUUUGUUAAGUAAUUGUAUAAUUACAAGUGUUUCACAAAGCUGAAGGUGGAAUCUGAUAGAACAUUUUUCUCUCAAGCAGGGUGAGCUCAGAUUUGAGAUUUAAAAUGCAUUAUAUUGCAGGUGUUGACCCAAUCCUUGCUAAUGCAGAGGAAAGUGCACCCCCAUGACAGGAAAGGGAGCUAAAAAUGUUUCCUGCUGUGCUUAUAGCUCUGUCAUCACUGUCCAUUAUUCUUUGUAGAUGGUUUUAUUGGCUGCUUUGGUCCAUAACUCUUCCGCUAAGCAGUUCUUAUCUCAAAAACAACUCAAUCAUCCACCUGUCCAUCACCCAUCAUGAGUCACUAGAUGGAAAAUUGCUGAAUAAAAUACCUCACUUUUAAUAUAGAGCCAAAGCAAGACAACAAAGACUGUGCUUUGAUCUUUAUCUAAAACUAAUCGUGUUGAUUCUAACUAGCCUCUGCAAUAGAUGUUACAGAAGCUAAGGAUAGUUAUACUAAUAGUAUAAUUCUUUAGAUGAUAGUCCUAACUUGCACCUGUUCUCCCAACGCUGAGGAACGUUAGGGCUAGAGGAAGUUCAUACAUAGAGGAAAUAAGAGGUUUGGGUUUGGGAUUUCAGAGUUUUCACUGAUUUCUUGUCUCCUAAAAUCAUACCUUCCAAACAUAUAUGGGCCAGGAUAACAUAAGGGACUGGGCCAAAGAUCAUUUUUAUAAAGUCACUCAUGCUGUGUCAUUUUGAGUGAAUAAAUAUAAAUUGGACAUUCAGAGGAGAUCGCUGAGAAAGGAAGUGGAUUACCAACAGAACAUUUUUCUUCUGAAAAACAAACAAAAUGCUUUAUUUUUAAUCUAGAGGAUAAGCUAAAUAAUUAUAUUUAAUAUGUGUUAUAUAAUCUCAUUUUGCAAAGCCCAAUUUUCUGAAAAAGCCUCAAAUGAAGACUGCAAUAAUCAGUUUUAUAACUUGUGACAACAGCCAGGAUAUCCGUGCUUGCUUACCCUCAAGUAAUUCUUAACUUUUUAGUCACUGCUCUCCUAUUUCAAUGGUAGUCAUAGAAACUUGCUGGAUAUGCUGGAUAAUGCAAUCAGAGCACAAGUCUGAUUCGUCACGGGCUCUGUGAGGUUAUUUAUUUAUUUGUUCCAAAUGGAGAUAAUAUUUUAAUUGAACUAGAUUUGUAAAUUCUGGGCCACUAUGAAUCAUAUAUGAGAAAUAUGUUCAUAUUUCUUUUGUUGCCAUUAGGAACCUGAGAACCCAUAUUUAGUAUGUGAAAAAUCCUUAUAAUGUGUGUUUCUUAGAUUCACCUUAACAUGGCUCUAUUGUGUAUGAUCUGAUGUUUGCCCUGCUUUACAGACAGGUAUAUGUAUUCACACACAAAUGCGUAUACACAUAAGUGCACACGUGUACGUUAUAUUUUUUUAUAUUUUGCAUACAAGAAGUGUGAUUUGAGUUUGAACUGGGCAAUAAUUAACAAAUUUAAUUAUUAAAUUAAAGGCUUCGAGGCAUACUGACAAUUUAACUCAGAUCACCUUUCCAUUUGGAUUAAGUCUGUGUUACUGCCAUUGUUUGAAGUCUCCUGAUAGAUGGUGCUGGUGGUUUAUUUUAGCAUGCUAAAAAUGGGUCAGAUAUUUCUUUCUUUUUUUCCCCCCCAAAUCUCAUGGGUUUUGUUUUGUUUAAUAGAUUCUUUCAAAAAGGUGGGAUCUUGCCCUUCAUUUCUAACGGAGCCUUUUGUUAAGUUCAAGCCCGGUAAUCACAAACAAUGUAGAAGGUAAUGGUGUGUGAUAGACAUAGUUUGCUCUUCUAAGGAUUUCAGCUACACUUCAAUUUUUAUAUUCAGCAAAUGAGAAUGCCUUUAAAAUCUCUCAUCUGUAUAUAAAAGUGAGUAAAAAAAAUAGAAAAGAAUAGAAGCUAUAACCACAGAAUUUAUGAGAGAAAUAGAGAGAGCAAGAUGGCAUUGGUCCUCGGACGAAAGGGAAAUACAUUUUUAAUAUUUUUACAGCAAGAAACACCCCUUCAGGUUACAUUUUGCAUCACAUGUGUUAAGCACAGAUAAUUUUAAGAAAUGUUUGAUGGUAGUGGUGUCAUAAUCAGCCUGUGAGGAGGGAGUGUAAUGACCGAACUGCACAGCCCCCUUCACCCUCCCCAUGGCCCCACACCAUCUCUAUAGCCACUGUUGGAAGGUGCCUCCCCCUGCAAGUGCCAGAAAUACAGGCAGCCUUCUCCAGGUGAGCUCUUUGUGUUUCAUACUCUCCCUGAUCUAAUAUUCCCAGGCUCACUGCAGACACCCUGGAUGCUCCUGGGUCUCCUUAGUUACUAAGCACACACAGGGCUGUACUGCCUUUGGAUUUCAAAGUCCUAAUUAAAAUUCUUUCACUAUCCGGAGUGGCUUUUUUUUUUUUUACCGCAAAUCUAGUUCUAGAAAAUAACUGAGGCAGAGAGAAUUUUGGCUAAUUUAAACUAUUUAUUAUUCUUCCCUAUGAAAAGGAGGAGAGGGACAGGAGCAAAAGCUGCUAGCUCAUGAUUCUCUGAGUUGAAACUUGGAGGCCAAAUGUAUGGAUCCUUAAACACUCCCUUGGGUGUGGCAGCCACCAGUUACUAGUGAGAGCACAGAAGGAUUACAUUUUUAUUCUUAGCCUUAGGGUGGUUGGAAGAGAGGCAGGAUCCUAUUGUCUCCACUUUUCUAUUGAGACCCUGUGCCCAUCCUUCAGUUCUCAUGAAGGGAUCUCAAAUAUGCCACUGUGGCAUAACAAUUAUUUUAAGCUGAAGGCAUUUGAGUUUCUGAAAUCCCUUAUCUGCCUAAAAGCAGAACCUCCAGAAAGAACUCAAUUGUCAUAAAUCCCCUCCCAGAGAGCAGCCAGGAAAGACUGAUUCUUAUCACCAGAGACCAAAAAAGAAGUCAGCAGCACACCAAAAAGACCUUGUUACAAAACUAUCAUCUUGCCCAUCUGUUCUCCUAAGGGCCUAUUCAUUUUAACAAGAAGUCAUUUGUUUUCUCUUAAGUGUCUUUCUCUCCACACCCCUUUCUCAGAAUUAAUCUCCCCCUCUCCCCCAACCAUAAGUGUCCUUCUUCCUAUCCCCUUAAGUCUAUGAACCCUAAAUUCUAACUACCACAAUGAAAUCACCUUUCUUGGUGAACUACCUGAUGUUCCCCUUUAUGCAUUAAAAUCAGGCUUUUCUCUUCCUAAUUUGUCUUCUGUCAGUUUAAUUCACGAGUCCCCAAGAAUUAACUAAGAGGGUAGAGGAAAAGUAUUUCCUUGAAAAUAGGGCUUUAUGCUCAUGCUUAACAAUUUUAAAAGUUCUCUCUGUCAUUGUUCUUUAGGUGGCUUCCAGACGCCAACGUAUUAUAGAAUUUCGUGUAUGUGCAUUUAAAAAGGUGAAGUUAUAACAUGUAUACUCAUGUAUACAUAAAUUAAUUCCUUAUAAUUUUCACAUAUGUCUAUAUUGUUAUUUCUGAGAUACCCUUAAAACAAAGGUAAUCAUGAGAAAAUGUGUUUAGUAAAAACUGUGGACUCUGGUUAAUGAAGAUUUUUCUCAAAUCCUUUCUUACUGUAGAAUGCAGUGAUUCAAAAGGAGAUUAAAUUUUUAAUAAUGCUCAGAAAAACUUUAAAUUCAAGUUCAUACUACCAAAGACUUAUUGGUUUGGUACUUGCCUUCUCUUUCCAUAUGUUCAUAGCUUAAUGUCCAAGAGAAAGAUAGAAAUUUGGCUCCCAUUUUUAUUGCUUUCUUAUUAUCUCUUUGUUUUAGACCCUGGGUGGCUAAUUCAUGGAUUGUGAUAAAAAAACACAACAUCCAAGCAACACCUAGCAAAGGGCAUAUGGGUAUGAAUAUAUGAGAUUCUGGACUUAAAAUGAAAUACAAACAAGAUUGACACUGCACUGUCUGAAGUAUUCUUCAUGCUGCAGUAGGAUCCUUUAUAGGAGUCUUUUUUUUUUCUUUUUAGCAAAAUGUCUAAUCAUGUGACUCUCCUAUAUAAUACUCUUUAUGAAAUUGCCGAGUCAUUUAACAUGGCAUUCAAAUCUAAUUAUCUCUCUUCCUCUACUCCUUUAUAGCCCCACCAUAGUAUCUAUCACAUUCUAUCAUGAUUUUCUGUUUAUUUUUCUGUCUUCCCCACUAAAUUAAUAUUCUGUCAAGACAAAAGCAUUUAAUGUCUCUAUCCCCAGAAACAAACACAAAUUAUAGCUGUUUGCCAGCAUCCAACUUGUAUGUUUAGCACACAGCAGGUGCUUUAUAUAUGUGCAUUGAAUGGACUCAUCCGGAAUGCCUCUUCUGAUCUUUCUGCCUGCUUAGUUCUUAUACUUCUAUUAAUAUUAACUUCAAAAAAUUAUCUUUGUAAUUGCUAGUCUGGUCUCACAGCCAGAAUUAAUCACACACUAAUCUAUGCCUCUGUGGCACUCUGGUCAUACCACCGGUAUUGCAUUUAAGCAUCAUAUUUUAAUUGUUUCUGUAUUUCCUUUUAUAUAAGAAAUAGGUCUAAUUCAUUUUUACUGCUUUGAAUCUAGCAUUGCGUGUAACAAAAAAGAAUUGCUGAAUAAAUGUCUGUGAAACGAAUAAAAGAACAUCAUCCAUGGGAAGGAUAUAUACAAGGUUUUGUUUUCCUCAUGCAGUGGGGUGGAUUUGUGACCCACAAAAUAAUAUGUUGAUGUCCUGACUCCCAGCACCUCAGAAGGUGAUUUUAUUUGGAAAUAGGGUUAUUGCAGAAGUAACUAGUUAUAAGUGAGUUCAUGCUGAGUAAGGUGGGCCCAUAAUCCAAUACAGCUGGUAUCCUCAUACAAAUAGGUGAGACAGACACAGGGAAAAUGGUCACCAAGACCAUUUCAGCAAAGACUGAAGUUUGGUGUUACAAACUGAGUAAAACCAAGGGACCAGAAACUGAAAGAUCAAAAAAAAAAAAAAAAAAAAAAAAAAAAAAAAGAUCCUCCUCUAGGAGCUCUGAAGGGAGUAUGGCACUGUCAACACCUUGGUUUUAGAUUUUAACCCCUGGAACUGUGAGAGAAUAUAUUUCUCUUGUUUUAAACCACCCAGUUUGUGAAUCUUUGUUAGGGCAGUGCUAGGAAACUAAUACACCUAGUAUAUUUAAACUGUCAUGUUCCCCCCCCCCAAAUAAGAUAUGGAAUUAUCCCUAAAGUGGAAUUGGUUUAGGCAAGAGGAUAAAAGCAAAUGUGGGAUUUGAAGAUUGUCUCUGUUCCGUAAGGCACUAAAUGGUGUUAAUGAUCCCCCAACAUGGCAUCCACCUGAAAUGUUAGCUCUUUGAAGUAAACGAAUGAACAUGAAUUUACAAGUUACUGGGUACAAGUAGACUUAUGAAAUAUAAUGCCCUUUGUUUCCAAAUAUCUCAAAGUUGGGAAAAGACUGUCUUGAGAAACAUAAAAAAGUGAUGAAACAUUUUUACUUGGAAUUUUUGGUAACUGGAGGACACAAAAUAGAAGACCAUAGAAUCAUCUAUUGCCUAUUCACUCAUUGUCCCCUGUUUCAGGGACGUAGCAGUGAACAAUACAGUGAAGAUCCCCACUCCUGGAGAUGGAAUUCUAUUGGGGGUACAACAGAAAGAAACCCAAAUAUAUGACACGAUGGAUAAUUCUUUGAAAGAAAAUGAAGUAGGUUAAGAAGAUGGACAAUAUUGGAAUAGGGCUGCUUUUAGUUAGGUUGUCAGAUGAGGUGUCUUUCAUAAGGUUGCAUUUCAAUGGA
Molecule: messenger RNA, 11032 nt
Organism: Felis catus (domestic cat)
Lineage: Eukaryota; Metazoa; Chordata; Mammalia; Carnivora; Felidae
Gene: STPG2
Product: sperm tail PG-rich repeat containing 2
Exons: 15
Coding region: 272-2119 (615 amino acids)
Source: RefSeq, a predicted model, not a curated record